Messenger RNA from Fulvia fulva, 1143 nucleotides. Its product is annotated as Oxidase FUB9. The record is from RefSeq and is a predicted model, not a curated record. Gene Ontology annotation, molecular function: oxidoreductase activity; FMN binding. The transcript is spliced from 3 exons. NCBI's taxonomy places the organism in Eukaryota, Fungi, Ascomycota, Dothideomycetes, Mycosphaerellales, Mycosphaerellaceae. Bases 1 to 1143 code for a protein of 380 amino acids.
AUGGCAGGACUACCAGUACCUAUACCGGCUGACAAGGCUCCGAAGAUCAUGUGCAUUUCUGACCUGCAGGAAGCUGCGAGCAAGAAGCUACCUGCCGAACUACGAGAAUUCUACAACUCUGGCUCAACGGAGCAGAUAACGAUCCACGAAAACAACACGGCUUAUCGCAAAUACCGGGUACGUCCACGAGUCUUGCGCGAUGUGGCCAAAGCAGAUACAUCGACCACACUUUGGGGACGCAAAGUCUCCUUUCCUCUUGGUGUCUCUCCAGCAGGUAUCCAAGCGGGCGCUCACCCAGAUGGCGAGCUUGCAACAGCUCGAGCAUGCGCCACCAAGGGUGUGAAUAUGGGGAUCAGCAGCUUUGCAAACUAUCCCAUCAAAGACAUCCGUCGAGCAGGUCUAGAUGUUGGCCCGAUCGACCACGGCAUCCAACUCUAUACACUACAGAACCGUGAUCUGGAGUUGAGUAUCAUCCGUGAAGCAGAAGCACAAGGAUGCAAGGCCAUCUUUCUCACAGCUGAUUCGCCAGUUCUCGGGGUACGCUACAAUGAGCAUCGCAAUGACUUCCAUAUACCAGAGACCCUUGGCUGCCCAAUCAUUGGCUUCACGCCAGCGUCUAUCAAGACGCAGUCGCACGAAGCUGGAUUUGACAGCUUCAACUCGGCUGAUCACUCUUGGGCCAGGGAAAUCCCAUGGCUAAGAAGUGUGACGAAGAUGGAGAUUUGGAUCAAGGGAGUCUUGACUGCGGAGGAUACGCUCAUGGCUGUUGAGACUGGAUGUGAUGGGAUCAUUGUGUCGAAUCAUGGUGGCCGACAACUCGAUGGCGUUCCAUCAACCAUCGAUGCACUACCAGAAUGUGUCGAAGCCGCAGCCGGACGUAUUCGAGUCCACAUCGACGGUGGUAUUCGCAGCGGGACAGACAUCUUCAAAGCCCUCGCCCUUGGCGCAGAGCACUGCUGGGUAGGCCGACCAGCUCUUUGGGGUCUGGCAUAUGAUGGCCAGAAAGGAGUGGAGCUCAUGUUGGAUACUUUCCGUACAGAGUUCAAACGCUGUAUGCAGCUGACGGGCUGCAAUAGCGUCAAGGAUAUCACGAAGGCGUGUCUUGGUGUUGUGAGGAGCGAUGGGCCUUUGGCGAGACUCUAA